Molecule: messenger RNA, 457 nt
Organism: Helianthus annuus (common sunflower)
Lineage: Eukaryota; Viridiplantae; Streptophyta; Magnoliopsida; Asterales; Asteraceae
Exons: 2
Coding region: 14-457 (147 amino acids)
Source: RefSeq, a predicted model, not a curated record
UCCCGAGACUCAGAUGCCGCCUAGCCCGUUAGAACUUUAUCACAAGCUGCAUUUCAAUGCCACGAAACAAGGAUGGCUAAAUGAAAAUUCACGUAUUGAAUAUGAAAACAUCAUUGCACAUAAACAGGCAGCCUUGGAUGAAUUAAAUUCUAAAGGAAUAACAAUUACCACUACUAUGGAGCAUCAACUUGAGAAAGAAGCCAUAAAAAGUGUUUGUGGUAGGAAGAAAACAAUACAAUCAGCAUGGGAGGUUGGUGUUGGGCCCGUGUUGAGGAAAAAAGAUAGUUGGAUGAAAUCGGUAGCUGAAUCAUCUCAACGAGACUCAAGUGAGAACGAAAGUCUGAGAAAUAAGGUUAUUGCACUCGAGGCGAAACAGAAACGAGAUAAGGAGAAAUAUGAAAGAUGUUUGAGUUCAUUGGCACAAAGUUUCCAGACUUUGAAAGCACAAUACCCAUAG